UGAGAUCAGUUCCAAACCCUGCAUCCGACGGUUGGCCCAACGCCCUCCUCUCCUACCAUUCGGUCCAUCCUCCUCAGUCCUCUCCCGACCCCGACUUGCUGCGGCGCUGCCCUAGCUCCUUCUUCCCCAGUCCCCACCUCCUCCUCCGUCUGUGGUCUGCCCGAGCUUUCGCUCUCCCCUCCCUCUCCGGUGGGGGCGACGAUUUUCCGACAAUUGAAGAAGAGCCGGAAGGGCUCGUUUGCGGGGAGCUCGAUGGGCGGUGCGGUGCUUCUCUUCUUUCUCAUCGUCCUCCUCCUUGGCGACUCGGCUAUGUCUAUCUAGAGUUAAAGAAGAGAGGAUGGGCCGCCCCGAGCCAUGUGUCUUAUUUGCUCAAUCAUUUGUUCAUUCUCAGCUUGAUGAAUAUGUCGAUGAGGUGCUGUUUGCAGAACCUGUUGUCAUAACUGCUUGUGAGUUUCUUGAGCAGAAUGCUUCUCCGUCUACACCAAACUUAUCGCUUAUUGGCGCGACAUCCCCUCCUUCAUUUGCUUUGGAGGUUUUUGUCCACUGUGAAGGGGAGUCACGAUUUAGGCGUCUUUGCCAGCCUUUCCUCUACUCACAUUCUUCAUCAAAUGUUUUGGAAGUUGAGGCUAUAGUUACAAAUCAUUUGGUAUUAAGGGGUAGUUAUCGAUGUCUCACUCUUGUUGUUUAUGGAAACACUGCUGAAGAUCUUGGACAAUUUAACAUAGAAUUUGAUCUCGAUACUUCUCUGGCAAAUGUGGUUUGUUCUCCAUCAGAGGCGAAGCUUGAAGACCUGCCACCAGCAUUGCACUCGGCUAAGAUGACAUUCAAGGAAUCCAUAUCUUCCCUGAAGUCCUUGAAUUUUCUAUUUCCUGAGUUUGACAUUCCACCAGAAAUGAAACAGUUUUUGCUUUUAGCUCUUAAGAUUUGUCAAGUUUCUGAUCAUGAGAACACAAUUUCUAAAUUAGCAAGUUCUGUUGUAUCAGCUGUUUGUUCAUAUGCCACUGGUAGCAAUAACAGCUUCCCAGUCUAUUGGGACCAACAAUUGCUGAACGGGUUCACUGAUAAAAGAAAAGAUUCCCAGCAAUUUAUUAAUGUUCUUUCUGAGGCUAGAAAAGAGCUUGUUGAACUCUAUGAAAUUCAUUCUGUAAGGAGGGGUACUCAGUUAAUGGAAGAUGGAAUUACUCUUGGAUCAGUGGCUGAGUUGCCUACUUCUAAACUGCUAGUUGACAUGUUUAAUCAAUGUUUUCCAUUUUUCAGGAAAUUUUCAGUUGAUGAGCUACCGUUGCUUUCUCAGAUAAAAAACAUGAUUUUAGCAUGGAGCAUUGUUCUUGUCCUCUGCUCUUCACGAGAGAGUUGCUUUCAUUUUGUUGAUAAUGGUGGAAUGGAGCAAAUUGUUGAUUUAUUUUGUUAUGAGGCACAAAAUUCUACAGCUAUCACAUUAAUAUUGCUUGGUAUUGUGGAACAUGCUACUCGGCAUGGCAUUGGAUGUGAUGGAUUUCUGGGAUGGUGGCCACGUGGAGAUGAGAAUGUUCCAGUUGGUAAAAGUGAAGGUUAUUGUUAUUUACUGAAGCUGUUACUGGGAUGGCAACGGCAUGAUGUUGCCUCUCGUGUAACCUAUAUCCUACACCGUUUGCAUUUCUAUGAGACUGUCUCGAAAUUUGAGGCUGCAGUGCUAUGUGUAUUGGCUAAUCUUUCUUCUGAUUUCCAUAUUAGUACUGAUGGAAGUGAAUCACUUGCUGCCGCAAAUUCUAAGCUCAAGCAAAUUCUGAAAUUGAUUAAUAUGUUUGGACCAAUUGAAGAUUCUUCUCCGUUGGCUUUUGCACAAAGAUUAUCUAUUUCUGGCCAAUCAGAGGGUCUGUUGUCUUACAAAGCAACUGUCAACUAUAUUACAACAUGCAAGUAUAGUUUUGCUAGAUGGGACAUCGACACAUAUUUGUUAUCUCUACUUAAGGAAAGAGGCUUUUUUCCUUUGUCAGCUGCUUUGUUGUCAUCGCCUGUACUACGGUCAGCAAGUGGGAGCACAGCAGACAUAUUUAUGGAAAUUGCCACAUCAAUUGAAUCCAUACUUCUCUCUCUCCUUUUCUAUCGUUCAGGCUUAUCUUUCUUACUUGUUCAACCUGAAGCAACUGAGCUCAUAAUUCUUUCUCUUCGAGAUCCUGAAGAUACAAGUAAGAAAGAAUGCAUGGCUCUUAGGCAGGCAGCUGUUUUUUUGUCAAAGGGAUUCUUCUGUCAUCCACAGGAAGUUGGGAUGAUCAUAGAGCUCCAUCUUAAAGUGGGGACUGCUAUUGAUCGCUUGCUUGCAACAACAACUCAUUCUGACGAACUUUUAUGGGUACUUUGGGAACUUUGUGGCAUUUCCAGGUCUCAUUCUGGUCGUCAAGCGUUGUUAACUCUGAGCCAUUUUCCGGAGGCAAUAUUGGUCCUUCUAGACGCGUUGCGUUCUUUCAAAGAGAUAGAGCCAAGUGCUAUGAACAGCGGAACUCCUCCGCUGAGUCUUGCCAUCUUCCAUUCAGCAGCAGAGAUUUUUGAAGUCAUGGUCACAGAUUCAACUGCAUCUUCUCUCAAAUCAUGGAUUGGACAUGCUGUGGAACUUCAUAAGGCUUUACACUCUUCUUCUCCAGGGUCCAAUAAAAAGGAUGCUCCUACAAGGUUGUUGGAGUGGAUAGAUGCUGGUGUUGUUUAUCACAGAAAUGGGGCUGUAGGGCUUCUUAGAUAUGCUGCCGUUUUAGCUUCUGGUGGAGAUGCUCAACCAACAAUUGACGUUGAGAAUGUUGUUGGGGAUUCAACCAACACUUCUGAUUCUCAAGUUGUGGAUAAUCUACUUGGAAAGUUUGUCACUGAUAAGUACUUUGAUGGAGUCACACUCUGCAGUACCUCUAUAGUUCAAUUGACAACAGCAUUUCGAAUUUUGGCAUUUAUUUCAGAAGAUGCAGCUGUGGCUGCCUCUCUUUUUGAAGAAGGUGCUGUUAAUCUUGUUUACGUGGUUUUAGUCAAUUGUAAAUUUAUGCUUGAGCGCUUGUCAAACAACUACGAUUACCUACUUGAUGAAGGUGCAGAAUGUAACACUACGACUGAUUUGCUAUUGGAACGAAGUCAUGAACAGAGCUUAGUUGAUCUCAUGAUUCCUUCGCUUGUUUUACUAAUUAACCUUUUAAGAAUGUUACACGAAACAAAGGAGCAGUAUCGCAACAAAAAAUUACUUAACGCACUUCUACAACUGCAUCGAGAAGUAAGCCCAAAAUUAGCAGCUUGUGCAGUGGACUUGUCUUUCCCAUAUGCAAGCUCUGCACUUGGUUUUGGUGCUGUCUGUCAACUUCUUACAUCAGCGCUUGCUUGCUGGCCUAUAUUUGGUUGGACGCCUGGUCUAUUUCAUUGUCUUCUUGAGAGUGUUCAGGCUACUUCAUCAUUAGCCUUGGGUCCAAAGGAUGCCUGCAGCAUGCUCUGCCUACUGGGUGAUCUAUUUCCAGAGGAAGGUAUAUGGCUAUGGAAAUAUGAGAUUCCCCCUUUAAGUGCUUUGGGACUUUUGAGUAUUGGGUCGAUUUUAGGACCUCAAGCAGAGAGAGACAUCAUCUGGUAUUUACAGCCAGAACACCUAGAAGUGCUACUCGUUCGGUUGACGCCACAACUUGACAGAAUUGCACAAGUUGUCCUGCAUUUUGCCUCUACCGCUUUAGUGGUCGUACAAGACAUGCUUCGUGUUCUCAUAAUUCGUGUUGCCUGCCAAAGGACAGAAUGUGCAGUUGUCCUUCUACGACCAAUAUUUUCAUGGAUGGAUAAUCAUGUUAAUGAAACAUCCCUGUCUGACAUGGAUAUUUUCAAGAUGCUUCGGUUGCUUCAUUUUGUUGCUAAUCUGUUGGAGCAUCCUCAUGCCAAGGUAUUAUUAUUUAAGACGGGGGCUGUGAGAAUUUUAGGAAAAGUACUAAAGAGAUGUAGCAGUGUGUUUAACUCAGAUGGAAAGCUGAUUCUGGAAAGCAGAGUUCCUUCUAAAAGUGUCACAUUUCUUUGCUGGUGCCUUCCUGUAUUAAAGUCCUUGGCACUGAUUUGUAACUCCCAGUCAUCUAUAAACCGAACAAGAGUACCUGAUCAGUAUUUAAAUGAAAAUAUAGCUAUUGAAGAAAAUUCCGUGAUUGUGCAGCAUGUCCUUAAGUUAUGUCAGGUUCUGCCAGUUGGAAGGGAGUUGUUAGCUUGUCUUGUGACUUUCAAGGAAUUAACUUCCUGCAGUCAGGGUAGAAGUGCUCUUUCUUCCCUCUUUUCACAAUUGCGAUCUUUUACCCUUGAGCAAACAGAACGAGACGAGAGAUAUUGUGAUGGUACCAUUUCAAAUGAGUACGAAUGGAGGUCGCCUCCCCCCUUCUUAAAUUGCUUCAAGAAGCUUUUGAGAUCCCUGGAGUCGAAGGACUGUACUCUGACAUGUGUAGUUGAAAUAGCUUAUGGAUUGUCUUUGAGUGCUCUCUCUCUUUCCAGGGAUAGUGAUGCUUUAGAGGGAAUCUUGAUAUUGAAGUGCCUUUUUGGGCUGCUGAAUGAUAUGGAUGGUGCUGCAAUUUCUUCUGAUAAAAAGUCAAAUGAUGUGCUUGAUUUGAUACAAAAAUUAGAGCAGAGUAUUAGCGAGGAUGAGAAUUUAACUACUACAAUCGGGGAGACCGGUUUGCAUCAGGUUAAGGAGUCUUUAGAUUCCUUGUUGUUUCUGCUGCAGAGCCCCGCUGGUUCAUCAUCCAUGUCAGAAGGCAUUGUUCUAAGUGAAGACAGUGAAGAUGCAUUAUCCCUUUCAAAUGUUUGGAAGUUGAACGAAGAUGAAAAAGCUGGCAAUCAAUACUUGCUUGAAGGAUUUGCAGAGAAGUUUGUGUGGGAGUGUCCUGAUUCUUCUCUUGACAGACGAUUGGUGCCAGCUUUAUCUGCACGGAGGAAACUGGCAUCAGUAGAGGGCCCUGGCAGACGCGCACGGGACAAUACAGGGUCUGAAGCUAUUGGAUCAAAUGUGCUUUCUCGAGUGUUGGUUGUAACCAAUGUUGCUUCUGGCCCUACUCGUAGAGAUACCUUUCGUCAGCGAAAGCCUAACACAAGCAGACCGCCUUCCAUGCAUGUUGAUGAUUAUGUUGCCAGAGAGAGAAAUAUUGAUGGUGCAAGUAGUGGAUCAAAUAUUGUUAGUUCUUCUCAGCGUGGGACAUCUACGAGUGGAAGGCCUCCAUCAAUUCAUGUGGAUGAGUUUAUGGCCAGGCAAAGGGAGCGCCAAAAUCCCAUGGCUGUUGCAGUUGGAGAUGGAUCACAAAUUAAGAAUUCAGCCCUUGGAAAUGACAAUGUUCCUGUUAAGUUGGAUAAACCUCAGCACUUAAAGACUAAUCUUGACGACGAUCAAGAGAUAGAUAUUGUCUUUGAUGAUGAAACAGAAUCUGAUGAGAGACUGCCAUUCCCUCAACCUGACAAUAAUUUGCAGACUCCUCUCAUCAUUGGGGAAAGUUCUCCGGGUUCAAUAGUUGAGGAGACUGAAGGAGAUGUAAAUGAAAAUUCUCGAUUUUCUCAAAUAGGUACACCACCAGCAUCUGAAGAUGGAGGUUCGCACUCAGAUAUUCCUUUGAGACGGUCUAUUUUUCAGUCUGAAAUAUCGGUGGCUCAACAAAUUUCUUCAGAGAAAAACAUGAGAUUGACCGCAGCAGACAAGACAUCCUUCCGCGAGCAAUCUGAAGAGUCAGAAUAUGUUUCUCCCAUUGCAGGAUCAAAGGGUUUUGAUGCACAUUCCUCAGCAAACCUUACUAGUUUUCCUUCACACUUCGUUGGUGUUUGUUCUGUCUCAUCAUCUGUUCAACCGUUGCUACCAUCUACUCUUUAUCAUAGGAACAGCCCACAGAAAACUGCUGAUGGUUGUUUAACUGGUGGAUCUCAAGGGUAUGGUGAACAGAAGCUUCCCAACAGCCAGCUACCUUUGCCUCCAAUGCCCCCUUCAGCUAUCUCUUCUGUGCUGUCUCAAACUGCUGAACCAGUGCAAAGCCACUCUUCGCCUUACAUGAACAUUGUCCGAGAUGUACAACCACCACUUCCUUCAGGAUAUCCACUACAAGCAUUUGAUGUCAAUGGCCCUAAUACAGUUAGAGCUCUCAAUCUUCAGUCAGAGAAUUAUUUAUCCACCGGCAACUGUUCUUCAAUUGCCCAGCCUGUUCUGGAGCCAAAGCUCUCAUGGAAUUCGGUUUCAGGCAGUAGGUUACAUAUGGAGACCUUUACUUCUAGUACCUCUGCACAUCCAACACCUCCGCUUCCCCCUCUGCCACCACCAUUUUCCACUCCAAUUACCCAUUGCCCUACAACUAUUUCUGGAUCACAGGCUUCACUGUAUAAUCAGGGAAGUGUUGCAGCCCAUCUCACUCCACCUUUGACUCCUAUAAAUGACACAAGUUUAGGAAUUUUUUCUACACCAGGAACAAGCAUAGCUUCUUAUUCACCACCGGCAUUUACACCAACUUUGCUGAUGAGUAGGCCGGCUUCUGUACCUGGAACAUUGUUUAGCCCACCUACCCUGCAACACGGACAGAACUCAUCGAUUCUUUCACAGCCUGUCCCUAGUUCUCAGACUAGUGUUCAAUCAAUGCAUCCCCGACCACCACCACCACCUCCUCCGCAGCUACCACGUCCUCCUCAGCCUCAACACACUGGACCUCCCAUACAGGUCUCACAACCACAUUCUAAACAAGUUAUGCCAAUUCAACAAAGCUCUAUCCAAAUACAGGUUAAUCCCUUGCAGAUUCCACAGCAGCUCCAUAUUCCCCAGUUACAAUUUUAUUAUGAAACCCAACAGCAGGAGUCCCUUUUGCAACCUCUGCAGCCGAUGCUUGAGCAAGCUCAACUGCAAAAUCCAAAUCUUCAAGUAGAUAGUGCACCUCAGCAGCAAGAAGAGUCGGUAAUGACUUUGCAGCAGUACUUUUCUUCACCUGAAGCCAUUCAGACUCUCUUAAGUGAUCGAGAUAAGCUAUGUCAACUUUUGGAACAGCAUCCAAAAUUAAUGCAGAUGCUUCAGGAGCGUUUGGGCCAGCAAUAGUUGCCGGAGGAAGAGGUGUAGGAAUUAUCAAAUCUUUGUACUUGGACGUAAGAAAUUUUGAUGUCGACAACUUUUCGUGGCCACCAUCAUAGGCCGAUUUUGCUGGCUCCGUUGGUUGGGGCCAAUCCGCUAUAUAGAGAAGGCAUCACAGCAUAUUGCAGCCUUCCAAGUAGUUGCUUCUCAUUCCACCUUGUGUUUCAUUUGUGCAUUAGUCUGUAUAAUAUCUGAAUAUUGUAUUAAUCAAAAUGUUUUUUUCCUACUCUUGGUUGGAAUUUCCUUUGGUCAAGUUUUAAGAUACAUUUUGUGUUUAGAACCUAUCACUCAUGGGUGUCAUCUUGAUUGGAACACGAUCUCUGAGUCUGUAUAGUCCAGGCAGGGUCCUGUCUUUUACGGAGAACGAUGAUUUCUUUCUUAAUCGGUCAAGUCUACCUUUGCAAUCC
Molecule: messenger RNA, 7464 nt
Organism: Phoenix dactylifera (date palm)
Lineage: Eukaryota; Viridiplantae; Streptophyta; Magnoliopsida; Arecales; Arecaceae
Product: mRNA methyltransferase EMB2016
Biological process (GO): mRNA modification
Cellular component (GO): RNA N6-methyladenosine methyltransferase complex
Molecular function (GO): RNA binding
Source: RefSeq, a predicted model, not a curated record